GCCCGUGUUGCAUAGUAAAAUCGAAUCAGUCAGUUCGCGCUAGUCAUGCAGCAAUGACGCUUGUGUUAUACCGUUGAUAUAAAUCGAUUUCGAAGUUGUUUUUGAGUUUAGUGUGUAUAAAUAAAUAUUAAUUAAAAUUUAAAAUUUCGAUAUGUCUGAGCGAAUGAAGUGUUUGAAUAAUGAUGGUGAAUGCAGUAGCCUGCAAGUUACUAAUCGAGAGGAUAUUGCUUUGCAUGAUAGGAAGAGCGGAUCGGUGAAGGUAGAGAUCACUGCUCUUCAGCAGCCCUUAGGACAGUCCCAACAGAGGACGUUGACGCACCUGGUCAAAAGAGACCCGGUUGAGUUGGCCUUUCAUGACCUGACGUACAAAGUCACCGAGGGCAGAAAGAAAAAUGUGAAGACAAUUCUUCAUGCAGUCAGCGGCCGCUUGAGGUCAGGCGAGCUGACUGCCAUUAUGGGACCUUCGGGUGCUGGAAAAAGUACUUUGCUGAAUAUUCUUACUGGAUAUAUGACCGAAGGCAUGGACGGUUCCAUAACGAUGAACGGCGAGGAACGUAAUCUAAGCCGAUUCCGCAAGUUGUCCUGCUACAUAAUGCAAGACAAUCAACUUCAUAAUAAUCUUACCGUACAAGAAGCGAUGCAUGUCGCCACCAGUUUGAAACUCAGCAGCGACACUGAUCCGGAACACAAGCAACAAGUUAUUAAAGAAAUCUUAGUCACAUUGGGCUUGGAUGAGCAUCGUCGUACAUUGACUGGAGAUUUAUCUGGUGGUCAGAAGAAACGUCUGUCAAUUGCUCUCGAGUUGGUUAACAAUCCACCAGUUAUGUUCUUUGACGAACCCACAUCUGGUCUGGAUUCUUCAUCCUGCUUCCAAUGUAUAUCUUUGUUGAAGCAGUUGUCUCGUGGUGGAAGAACUAUUAUCUGUACAAUUCACCAACCUUCUGCCAGAUUGUUUGAAAUGUUCGAUCAUUUAUAUACAUUGGCGGAAGGGAAAUGUGUCUAUCAAGGAUCCACUGGCCAACUAGUUCCUUUCCUCGGCGGUCUCGGUUUGCAAUGCCCGGCUUACCACAACCCGGCAUCCUUCGUGAUCGAGGUCUCCUGCGGCGAGUAUGGUAAUCAUAAUGCUCAGCUCGUCAAAGCCAUUCGAAAUGGAAAGAACGACAUCAGAAGCUCCCAGAACACCAUCACGAAUGGCCUUAAUAAUCUAACAGCCGCGGCUAAUGGCAAUGGUAAUGGGGUUUACAAGAACGGAAAUGCACAGAUUCAUAAUGUUAACGAAUUGCGCCACGAUGCUGAAGAGAAGUUCUCUGAGAAAGGACAUGAUAAUAAUGGAUCACUGGUGCCGCAGUAUAUGGUCAAUGAACUACUGAAAAAUGGACAAGUUCUGCCUAUGCAAAAGGAAACUAAUCCAGACAAUGUCACUGUGGCUUUAUUGGAUCCAGGAGCAAAUCCUAAUAGCUAUCCCACUUCUGAACUUCAACAGUUCUGGGUUGUACUCAAGAGAACACUUUUAUUCAGCAGAAGAGAUUGGACCCUUAUGUAUUUGAGAUUAUUCGCACACAUUCUCGUUGGUUUCCUAAUCGGUGCAUUGUAUUACGACAUCGGAAAUGAUGGUGCCAAAGUUCUCAGCAACUUGGGUUUCUUGUUUUUCAACAUGUUAUUCCUUAUGUACACUUCUAUGACCAUUACUAUUCUUUCAUUCCCGCUCGAAAUGCCGGUUUUGUUGAAGGAACAUUUUAAUCGGUGGUAUUCAUUAAGAUCAUACUAUUUGGCAAUUACUGUGUCGGACAUUCCUUUCCAGACGAUCUUCUGCAUAAUCUACGUAACCAUCGUGUAUUUCCUGACAUCUCAACCACUUGAGAUAGCUCGUUUCUCGAUGUUCUUGGGCGCUUGUCUCCUGAUCUCAUUUGUCGCACAAAGUGUCGGAUUGGUAGUAGGAGCUGCAAUGAACGUCCAAAAUGGAGUAUUCUUGGCACCUGUGAUGUCUGUACCAUUCCUGCUCUUCUCUGGAUUCUUCGUAUCCUUCGACGCAAUACCAGUUUACUUGCGCUGGAUCACUUAUUUGAGUUACAUCAGAUAUGGAUUCGAAGGAACAGCUUUGGCAACUUACGGUUUUGCCAGAGAGAAACUAAAAUGUUUCCAAGUCUACUGCCAUUUCAAGAAUCCAGAAACCACUUUGGAAGAAUUGGAUAUGUUGGAUGCUGAUUUUACCGUCGAUAUCAUUGCUCUUAUUGUCAUAUUCGUAGUACUAAGAGUUGCUGCCUUCCUGUUCUUGAGAUGGAAACUGAAGACCACUCGAUAAAUUACUCACGAUAAAUUAAGUAUAAGUGUAUUAUUUAAAAUUCAAAAAAUUCUAUAAAGGAUUGAUAUGAGCUAUCAAGGCACGUACUUCUACAAAUCUACAAAUAUCUGUUUAGACUAUAACAUACGUAAUUGUUAUUAAGGAUAUAUUUAAUUAUUAUAAAUGUUAGCUUUUAUAUGUUGAUAUUAGAAAAUACUUUUAUACAAACAAAGAUCGAUGAAACAAAAGUUGCAUUACCGAUGUGCGAAAGAUGAACAAGGACUUGAUCUCGAAAUGAAAAAUCAUCUCAAUUUAAAUUUUGAUUUGAAUAUUUUACUUAAGUCAUUCAAGAGCAUAAAGUGAUAUCUUUUAUUUUGAUUUCCUUAUAUUGCAAAAUAAUCCUUGAUUCUCCAAAUAAUAUUUAAAAAAUCGUCAUUAUGUUUCUGUCUUCGGGAUUGAGCCUCAAUUCACCCUUGUUCUUUCGGAUGGAUAUAUUAAAUAUAAUAGAUGUAUGAUUAUAUUAUUAUUGAUGUUUUUGGAACAAUGCAAAAGGCUGUGCAAGAUACAAAUUUAAUUUCUAGCAUUCAAUGCCUCUCUAAAUAUAUAGUUAAUAAUUUAAUACUCUACAAAAUGUAAUUUUAAUUAAUUCAAUGCCGAUAUUUAAUAAUUUAUAUAAUAAAUAUAUUGAGUAUAUUUUUUAUACAAUAACUUGAACAAAUUGGAUGCCUUGAUUUAAAUUGCCUGUAAAAUGUGUAAAACUCUUGCCUAAAAUUAGGGAAACGUGUAAUGUCGUGGACCAGAUAGCUGUGUUUUAAAUAUUAUAUGUUAACAUAGCAUAAAUAAAAUAUUUUUAUUAAUAAAUGAUAUAUCAUGUGCUAGUUGCACAUAAGAUCUUAUUUAUAGUUGGGUUUC
Messenger RNA from Ctenocephalides felis (cat flea), 3193 nucleotides. Its product is annotated as ATP-binding cassette sub-family G member 4-like. Gene Ontology annotation, molecular function: ATP binding; ABC-type transporter activity; ATP hydrolysis activity. The record is from RefSeq and is a predicted model, not a curated record. The coding region runs from base 152 to 2302 and encodes 716 amino acids. Gene Ontology annotation, cellular component: plasma membrane. The transcript has 9 exons. NCBI's taxonomy places the organism in Eukaryota, Metazoa, Arthropoda, Insecta, Siphonaptera, Pulicidae.